AGGCAGGCGGCGGCAGAAUGAAAGGGCCGUCGGGCGGCUCGGCGUCGGAGGUGAUCCGCGAGGGCGAGCUGGAGAAGCGCAGCGACAGCCUCUUCCAGCUGUGGAAGAAGAAGCAGGUGGUGCUGAGCAAGGAGAGCCUGAGCCUCCUGUCGCCCGAGGGCGGCGGCGGCAAGGCCCGCGCCAAGGAGCUGCGCUUCGGCUCCAUCCAGAAGGUGGACUGCGUGGAGCGCACCGGCAAGUACGUCUACUUCACCAUCGUCACCACGGACCGCAAGGAGAUCGACUUUCGGUGCCCGGGCGAGAGCUGCUGGAACGCCUCCAUCACCAUGGCGCUCAUCGACUUCCAGAACAAGCGCGCCAUCCAGGACUUCAAGAGCCGGCAGGAGGCCGUCGAGCAGGCGGCGGCGGGCAGUCGCGACAGGC
Python bivittatus (Burmese python) is the source of this 423-nucleotide messenger RNA. Lineage: Eukaryota; Metazoa; Chordata; Lepidosauria; Squamata; Pythonidae. The record is from RefSeq and is a predicted model, not a curated record.